AAGCCCCACAGAUUGCCUUACGUUGUGGGAUUAUGUUGAGAGAAUGUAUUCGACAUGAACCACUUGCCAAAAUCAUCCUCUUUUCUAAUCAAUUCAGAGAUUUCUUUAAGUAUGUGGAGUUGUCAACGUUUGAUAUUGCUUCAGAUGCCUUUGCAACAUUUAAGGAUUUACUAACCAGACAUAAAGUGUUGGUAGCCGACUUCUUAGAACAAAAUUAUGACACUAUUUUUGAAGACUAUGAGAAAUUGCUUCAGUCUGAGAAUUAUGUGACUAAGAGACAAUCUUUAAAGCUGCUCGGGGAACUGGUACUCGACCGGCACAACUUUGCCAUUAUGACCAAGUAUAUCAGCAAACCGGAGAACCUGAAACUGAUGAUGAACCUUCUUCGCGACAAGAGUCCCAACAUUCAGUUUGAGGCCUUUCAUGUCUUUAAGGUUUUCGUGGCCAGUCCUCACAAAACACCGCCUAUUGUGGAGAUCCUGUUAAAAAACCAACCCAAACUCAUCGAGUUUCUGAGCACCUUCCAGAAAGAAAGGACGGACGACGAGCAGUUCACCGAUGAAAAGAACUACCUGGUUAAACAGAUCCGAGACUUGAAAAAACCAGCCCCCUGAUGCGCUCGCCCAGUUCCCUGCUGCAGUCGUUCCGUCCCUGUCGUUCGUUGGCUUGUCCAUUAAGUGUCAUGUCAGAGAGUGGUGGGGUCUUGGGGAGGUUGUGCAGGUGCCUUUUUCUUUAUCUAUUCGUUGUUCGGAGUAGAUGGAAUAUAAAUGUUUGAAUGGAAAACAAAUUUAACCUAGAAUAAUAUAUUCACUUUAAUCAAAUCUGUGAUUAUUUCUGUGAAAUCAGAGCUUGUUCUAGACGCUGAUAAAAUCGAUUUUAACCCUUUGUGGGGAAAAGGCGGCAGGGCUGUGCAUGGUGGACCCCAGCCCCCAGCCUCUAGGAACCGCUAGGCCAAUUGAGGGGCGCCACUGAGACUGGGGGGAGCUGGGCAUGGGGGCAAGCGGGCCCCAAGAAAGCGAGGCUGGUUAGGUAUCCUUUUGCUCCCUUCCCGAUGUCUUUCGACUCUGAUUCCUACUUUUCUGGGGAUUUAAUGCCCACCUCCUAGCUUGCCACCCACGUCCCUUCCCAAGACCCCCUCAGCACCCCAGAGCUGGGCAUCCACCCUGCGCCCCGCCAUCAGUUAGCCUAGGACCAGUGAAGCAAAACCAGGGGGGAUGGACGGUCACCCCGGGGUGGCUGUGGGCAGGGGGCAAGGAGCACAGGCCCCCACGGUCAUUGCCGCUUCACCCGGACUUUUGUGGGGCUCGUCACUGUUGGGAACAUUUCACUCGUCAUUGUCAAUAUGGGAGAAACGUGUUGUGGUGAGUGUUUUAGAGUGGGGAGCACGGCGUUCGCAUCCCUGGCACCCUCAAAACCAUUGUGCCUGGAGAGCUGUGCAGGUCUUUGGGCUACUGUUUAAAAGCGGGGCCACUACCUUGGAAAGGGAAAUGAAUAAAUGCUUGGAAAAACUCUCACACGGCGGAAAAUUCAUUCUUCUCAGUUUAUUUUCUGGGAAGCUGUCACUCAGUGAAAAGGCAGAAAACAUAAAACUUUGGUCCGAAAUAUUCUUUUGUGUAGUAGGAUGAUUAAGGAGUUAAUUUGUAUUCUUUUAAAAAGACUUGGAACCAAAAAAUUCAGAUAUCAUGUAUAUAAAAUAAAAUUUUAAUGCUAUCUUUACAAAGCACUAAAGGCACAAUCGCUGAUCUGUAUGUUUUCAUAAUUCUGUUUUUAAGUCACGUGGUGUUGCCUUCCAUGAGAACCCCUGCUUUUUAGAGUACUCGGGUGCUGUGUUCUUUGUUUUUCUUCACCCAGCUGUGUCUCCAGGCGGAGAGAGAAAGAGAAGUGUGCUCUCCAGGAUGGGUGCCGCUUGUGGAUUGUGCAUCUUAAGAGCACCUGGCAGGGGUCUCCCCGUUUCGCGGGGGUCCUGGGCAUGGGUUCCGUCCGUGUCCUGCAUGGAGCUCCGUGUCCUCCUUCUGGACCUUUCUUGGAGGCUCCACAGCCAGCGCCAGCCACCGAGGAUGCUUCAUUCCAAACAUUUAAGUCAAGUUCGCUGUAUAACAUCUCCUCACUGUCCAGAGUCCCUGAGACUUUGACUCUUCUGGUUUUGCUCAUUGGAUGAAAAGAGAAGCAUGUAAAUAUUUUUAAAGUGAAUGUGAAAUAACCAUUGGAAGUUCUUUGGUUGCCUAACCCUCUUCCACAGCACCAGGGGAUGCAUGUUCUCAAUUGGAAAGCAAAGAACAGUUAUGAUUCUUUUCUGAUCAAGAAAGCAUAUUUUAUUUCCUCCGGGCUUGAAUUAGCUCUCUCUUAGCAACACUUUUCCCUAGCUUAGUACCUGCUGGACAGAAAACUUGGGUCUAAGAGGCAAGAAAAGAAGUAGUUGGGGUUGCACUGUGAUACCCGUUUGUAGAUUAUCCUAAGCGGGAAAGCAGGAAGUGCACAGUCAAAAUAUGUUUGUACAAAGUUCACUGUAAAUACUGUGGGAACUGAAUUUUGAAAAGGUCAUAUUGAAUAAGCUUUUCAAAAGCACACAUUUAAAUAAAGACUGAAUAAAU
Messenger RNA from Choloepus didactylus (southern two-toed sloth), 2591 nucleotides. Its product is annotated as calcium-binding protein 39-like. Gene Ontology annotation, molecular function: protein serine/threonine kinase activator activity. The record is from RefSeq and is a predicted model, not a curated record. The transcript has 5 exons. Lineage: Eukaryota; Metazoa; Chordata; Mammalia; Pilosa; Megalonychidae. Gene Ontology annotation, biological process: intracellular signal transduction. The coding region runs from base 33 to 614 and encodes 193 amino acids.